Molecule: messenger RNA, 854 nt
Organism: Amphimedon queenslandica
Lineage: Eukaryota; Metazoa; Porifera; Demospongiae; Haplosclerida; Niphatidae
Product: zinc finger A20 and AN1 domain-containing stress-associated protein 7-like
Exons: 3
Coding region: 204-701 (165 amino acids)
Molecular function (GO): DNA binding; zinc ion binding
Source: RefSeq, a predicted model, not a curated record
GAUUGAGCGUCUCUUUUCUGUCAGUGAAAAAAAGAGAAAGGAAAGAGACGCAGUGAGACAGAGAAAGAGGCUCGGGGGUUUUAUAAGGAGCCGUUUUAUUGGAGAGUAUCAGAAAGAGAGUCCCAGGAGUGUGGCUAAGAUUUAUAGCAAAGAAACAGAGCGAGGAAGAAGGAGAACAAAGCGUUCCUAUACCAACCACUACCAUGGAAGAUCAAACUAGUCAAAAUGUAAGUAGCGGAGUUCCUUCUUUAUGUCGUUCCGGCUGUGGCUUUUUCGGUUCGACCGCCUUCGAGGGCCUCUGCUCAAAAUGUUAUCGUGACUACCAAGAAAGAAAAGAUGAGCGAGCGAGGCUAGGACAGAGCCCAGUGACUGGGUCAGGCAUUGGUGGAACGAGAGAAGAAAGAGCAGACGAUAUUGAUUCAUCUCCUGGAGCUGUGGGUCAGGAAGUGACUGCUACUCCUCGAAGCGAAUUAACGGCAUUGUCCCCUCCCACAAAAACACCAACAAAAAGAAAUCGAUGUCACACUUGUCGAAAGAAAGUAGGAUUAACAGGAUUUGACUGUAGGUGUGGUCAUCUAUUCUGUUCGUUACAUCGCCAUGCCGACGAACAUAAUUGCACGUUUGACUACAAAGCCAUGGGUAGAGAGCAGAUUGAGAAGCACAAUCCUAAAGUUGUAGGAGAAAAAAUACAAAAAAUUUGAUGCUUGGCAGUAAAAAACCGAUAACCCAACUCAUUGUAGAGUUGAGUGUAUCUUUUUGUUGAUCGUCUCUCUUCUUCUUUCUCUCUCUCUUCUAUCUUUAAGCUACUAGGAUGGAUAUUGAGUUAUUAUUCGUUGUGUUUCCACCAUCUCUAG